This is a messenger RNA of Selaginella moellendorffii, 683 nucleotides long. RefSeq lists its product as uncharacterized. Bases 55 to 573 code for a protein of 172 amino acids. Lineage: Eukaryota; Viridiplantae; Streptophyta; Lycopodiopsida; Selaginellales; Selaginellaceae. The transcript is spliced from 4 exons. The record is from RefSeq and is a predicted model, not a curated record.
AAACGGCUAGUUCGACGAAUGGAAGAUUGACAUCUGUUAGAUCCUUCAAAUGAGAUGCUGACACGUGUCCUAGCGGGAUGGCUAAUGGCCAUGGCACAGUGUCUUUCGCUUACCUCUCUAGGACCUUUGUUUCGCAUGAGUAAGAAGGCUGAGCUCCAUUCUCCAGUAAGUUCUAAAUCUUUGAUAGCUCGCAAGGAUGGAGAAUUAGCAGUAGUAUCCAAGCAUGGAUUGGCCACUGGAGUUUGCCUCUUUGCCGUGGUAGCAACACUGUGUUGUUCUAACGCUCUUGCUGAGAUCUCGGAAAAAGACACUUACAACAACGUUCCUCGGGACAUUCAAGGCUCGGAGAAAGCGGCCAGGAUCCAAAGACCAAUCUCUCCCAAGGCCGAGAGAUGCACACAAAAGUGUGUGUCGACUUGCAUCGCAGGAGGAGCUGGAGGACCGGGAGAAGGGCCCCUAAACAUCAGAAGACCUUUGGUUGUCUUCAAGGAUGGCUUUCGAACUCGCAAGUACUGCUUGGUUGAGUGUAGUGACAUUUGUAAUCUUCUCAAGGACCGUGACGAUGGCCCAUGAUGCAUCAGUAGAAGCUGGUCCAAAAGGUAGAAAUGUAGUUUAUUCAAGGAUAUAUUAGUGGGAAGGAUAAAUGUAUGUUAACAGCUUAUAAAUACAUCAAAGUUUUUCGA